CAAAACAGCCUAAACGCGGGAAGAAGUGAAAAUUCAGGGGAAGCUAUGGCGGGAAGUUCGCUAUCCAGUCUUUCCAAUCCAGUAUAUAAAUUACUUCCUCGUCUUCUUCUUCUCCUCUGUUCUCACAUCUUCAAUUUCGUACUUUUAUUUAGUUUUCUUUUUGGGCAAUUUGUAUGGGAAUGGGAAAGUCAAGGAAAACUAGGGUUUCCAAACAGAAGUUGGAAGAAGAACAAGAAGAGGAACAGGUUUCAGAAGAUGAGCAGAAAACGAACGCUUCUUCGUCAACUCAAAAGAGCCUCUACGAGAUUCUCGGUGUGGAGAGCACCGCCUCCCAACAGGAGAUAAAGAAAGCAUACUACAAAUUGGCUUUACGCUUGCAUCCAGAUAAGAAUCCUGGUGACGAGGAAGCUAAGGAAAAAUUUCAGCAACUUCAAAAGGUUAUAUCGAUUCUUGGCGAUGAAGAGAAAAGGGCACUUUAUGACCAGACUGGCUGUGUUGAUGAUGCCGACCUUGCAGGCGAUGUUGGGCAGAAUCUGAAGGAUUUCUUCCAGACACUGUAUAAAAAGGUCACUGAAGCUGAUAUAGAAGAGUUCGAAGCAAAUUACAGAGGCUCUGACUCUGAGAAAAAGGAUUUGAUUGAUCUGUACCAGAUGCACAAGGGUAACAUGAAUAGAGUCUUCUGUUACAUGCUCUGCUCGGAUCCAAAGCUGGACUCACAUAGGUUCAAGGAUAUUCUUGAUGAGGCGAUAGCUGAAGGAGUUCUGAAAUCGACCAAGGCAUAUGGUAAAUGGGCUAAGCAAGUUUCUGAAACAAAACCACCUACCAGUCCUCUACGCAGAAGGCGCAAGUGAGUAACUUUUGUUAGAUUUCUCUUCUCUGAUAUCCGUUUCCAUCCAAUCCUGGAAUCAGCCAUUCUGUAAUAUUCAACCUUAUUUGCAGAGCAAAGGAAGACGAAAAUUCUUUGGUUGCUAUGAUCUCACAGCGAAAAAAUGAGAGGAAAUCUCAGAUGGAGUCUAUGCUCUCAACUCUAGCUAGCAAAUAUGGAGGUGGUUCAGUUUCUGAGCCUAGUGAAGAAGAAUUUGAAGCUGCUCGCAGAAAACUUGAAAGCAGAAAGACUUCCAAGAGGAAAUGAUUCUAUUCCGAAUCAUCAUAUAUGCAAGGAACUCUCCUCUCUCUGAGAAUCUAGGCUGAAAACAUGGUGUCAUUCGAUGAUUUUCCGCUUCAUAAACAUUUGCCCCUGUUAUGUAUAUUCUCUUUUUAAAUACCUUGGUGAUUGAAUCCGGACGCAACUGUUUUCCUUUAAUCGCUGGAUGCAUUUCUGGUGAUAUUGCUUCCUGUUUGAUCAUGACCAACUUACUCAAAAUGAAUGACACUGCUGCAUUUGUUCAUUUGUGGGAACUGCAGUUUAUCAUUGGUAGCUGAAAUGUGGAAGGUAUUUUGGGGGCAUAUUUAGGGCGGUUAAUUUACUUGAUUUGGAAGAAAAGUCUCUCAUAGUCAAGUGAGUCAUCUACGCUGUAAGCGCGGAUGGAAAUAAUAAGAAGGAAAGAAAAAGAAUGAUCAGUACACAUCGAAUUCAUUUCUCAGUCAAAUCAUAUUAUAGCAAAAAGGGGUCAUUUCACCUAUUAUUAGUUGGUUUUGAAAAUGAAUGUUCAAAUAAUUCAAGAGUACUUACUAUAUAACAUUGUACUUCUUGUGUCCAAACUAUGGACAAUGUAGAAUGGGACUCGAUAAACUUACUUAUGUAACUGUACUCCCUUGGAAGUAAAUGACCAC
Molecule: messenger RNA, 1773 nt
Organism: Oldenlandia corymbosa var. corymbosa
Lineage: Eukaryota; Viridiplantae; Streptophyta; Magnoliopsida; Gentianales; Rubiaceae
Source: the annotation of a GenBank genome assembly